Messenger RNA from Triticum aestivum (bread wheat), 2292 nucleotides. Its product is annotated as F-box/FBD/LRR-repeat protein At3g26920. Gene Ontology annotation, molecular function: protein binding. Lineage: Eukaryota; Viridiplantae; Streptophyta; Magnoliopsida; Poales; Poaceae. The record is from RefSeq and is a predicted model, not a curated record.
AAACCCUCGGCGGUUCCCAAACAUCCUUUCGUUCUCCAAUUCCCCUACCACAUCGAGAUGGAGGCGGCGGCCUCAGCCGCUGUGGCGGCGGCCAAGGAGGCGGCGCUGGCCGCGGCAUCGGCGGCAGAGAAGGAGGCGGCAGUGGCGGCCGCGACCGCGAAGGAGGCGGCGGCGGCCUCAGCUGCUGCGGUGUCUGCUAAGGAGGCGGCGUUGGCCGCGUCUGCUGCGGCAUCGGCUGCUGCGAAUGAGGCGGAGGUGGCGGCUGUGACUGCGACGGAGACAGCGGCGACUGCGAAGGAGGCGGCGGUGGCGGCUUCGGCUGCUGCGUCAAAUGCGAAGGAGGCAGCGGCUGUGGCGGCGACUACAGGGGAGGUGGCGGCGGCGGCCGCCGCCGCUGCGACGGCGGCAAUGCAGGCUUCCAAGAAGCGUAAGUUCCACCUUAUCUGCGACCAAGAUCCACCGGGGAGUGGGAGCUGCGAUGAUGUUGAUGGGGGGAGCGUCGAUGAUCUCACUGAUGAUGUUGAUGGGGGGAGCGUCGAUCUCAGCGAUGACGUUGAUGAGGGGAGCGUCGAUCUCAUCAGCUAUUUUGAUUUGGGGAGUGCCGAUCUCAUCAGCCGCCUCCCCGACGCCGUCCUCGGCAGCAUAGUGUCUCUUCUCCCCACCAAAGAAGGCGCCCGCACGCAGAUCAUCUCCCGCCGGUGGCGUCCGCUCUGGCGUUCCGCUCCUCUGAACCUUGUAGUGGACUACAAGAUCAUUAACUUGGUUCCAAAGAUUCUCUCUGAGCAUCGUGGCCCCGCACGCCGCUUCUCAAUCGAGGACUGUUACGUCGAAGGCAGGCUUGGUCCCUAUACCCGGAGUAUCUAUAUAGAAGACUGUUAUGAUAAGGUUGAAGGCUGGCUUAGUUCCGCUGCCCUGGACAACCUAGAGGAGUUGGAGCUCACCCCCAAGUGCUCAUACGGCUACCGGGGGGAGUUGUACCUGCUGCACUCGUCGACAUACCGCUUCUCAUCCACGCUCCGCGUGGCCAAAUUCCACUGCUGCCAUUUCCCCAACUUAAUUGUGCAGCUGUCCCUGAAGUUUCCAUGCCUCAAGCAAUUGACCCUGCAAAAGGUCACCAUCUCGGAGGACCCUCUCCAGAGCUUGCUCUCUGGCUGCACUGCCUUGGAAAGCCUUGAGCUGAAGGAAAACAUGGGCACUGGUCGCCUCUGCAUCACCUCCCAAACUCUUAAGAGUUUAGGCUUUUGCGCUAACUCAAGGGAUGGUGGUCUCUUUUUGCAAGAGUUAGUCGUCAAGGAUGCCCCGUGCCUUGAGAGAUUGCUACCACUUAAUCCAAAGGGUGGCACAGCGAGCAUACGGAUAAUCUCGGCACCUAAACUGGAGAUAUUGGGUAUGCUGUCUGAAGACACAUAUGAAUUCCACCUUGGGAGUUCAGUUUUUCAGAAAAUGAUUGCUGUCAAUUUAACAACCAAAAUGCACACCAUGAGGGUUUUGGUUCUCAGCUCUGUUGGCCCUAAUCUGGAUGCAGUUGUGAACUUCCUCAAGUGCUUCCCUUGCUUGGAGAGGUUGUAUGUCAUUUUCCAGUCACCCUCAUACAAGGAUAUGAAUAAUGUCCGGAAGUAUGACCCACUGGACCCAAUUGAAUGUCUUGAGCUUCAUCUAAAAAAAGUAGUGUUGAAGAAUUAUGACGGCACCAGAGAUUCAUCUAUCAACUUUGCCAAGUUCUUUGUUCUGAAUGCAAAAGUGCUAAAGGAAAUGAAAAUCACAUUGCCUUACCACCGCCAGCAUGGAUGGUUUGCUAAUCAAUCCAGCCUGCUACGAGUCAGAAAUAGAGCUUCUCCAGAUGCUCGAAUUGAGAUGAGAUGUGGCACUAAAGAUGAUUUCACACACAACAAGCAUACCCAUGAUCUGUCAAUGGACGACCCCUUUGACUUGCCCUACGGAGGAUGCUAUAUGUGUAAAGAGAAGGGUCUAGGAGAUGGUGUAUACCAAGUUUAAUUAGAACUUGGGCUGCCAAGACCAUCAAUGGGUGGUGCUAGUCACCUUCUGAUGCUGUAAGAAAGGAUGCGGAUCUACUUGACGUAGCGACGGAAUGCUUUGUGGCCUACUCGGGAUUGUACCAGGACAAAGGGGGUGGUGUCUAAGCUCAGGCUUCAAAUCCAAACUUGCGUAAUGUAUUUUAUGUUCUAUUGCUGUUUGGCUUUUUGUAAGCUGGUUGGACCAGCAGUUACUAUAUUUAUGUAUGAUACAACUUGCUUUAGUUAAAACGGAUGGCCUCCAUGCCUUUUGUCUUAA